This is a messenger RNA of Sparassis crispa, 1305 nucleotides long. RefSeq lists its product with no specific name. The record is from RefSeq and is a predicted model, not a curated record. The coding region runs from base 1 to 1305 and encodes 434 amino acids. Lineage: Eukaryota; Fungi; Basidiomycota; Agaricomycetes; Polyporales; Sparassidaceae. The transcript is spliced from 9 exons.
AUGGCCACUCACUCCCCCAUCGACUACGCAUCUCAUCGUCCGACGCUGAGCAAUGGGGCACAAUCCACCACAAUCACCGAAUCCGGCGCUGAGAAGGCUUCAGUCGACGCUGAUGUCAAAGUCGUGGGUGCAAGGCCAUCUCGGUCCAUGUUUCCCAGCCUGCGAUUUCUAGCUUGCGUGUUAGUGGUAUCCAUCUACGCAAUCCUGCUAGUCCCGUACAUUCUCGUGAGCACGAUGCUUGCGCUCCUGACACUUAUCGAAAUACUCAUCAGACGGGGAUUGUCGUCCGAUCGCAAUGUCCUAGAUAGACUAGUGUUCGUGCGACUGGCGAUGCAUUGCCAAAGAUCCACGAUGGGGGUUGUCAACUACGUGACUCCUGCGUCCGUCUCAGAAUGCUUGGAAGAGGUGCUGUUGCCAUCCUUACGUAUCAAGAGAUCUCCGCAACAUCAAGAAUACGUGGAGGAGGGCCAGCGAAUGGUGCAGGAAAUUAAAGAGGAAAUUGUGCAUUGCAGGGAGCUGAUCAAAAUAGCUCGCGACCUACGGCGUCAGAACCUCAAGACAUGGCGCACAGCUCCUAGCUCCACGACGUCACCAUCUGAAGCAGUUCAAGUUCAAGAGUAUCGCCGCAGUAUUCAAGACUCGGAGCGUCUCAGGGAACAUCUAGAGGCACUGCAAAGAGAUUACGACGAAUUGACGUUCCUGGCCAGGACCCAAGCAGCUGCCGAUUGCACGGGAUAUCAUGGCCUGACGGAGUGGGCAAGGAAAUCCCUGGAUAUUCACAGACAUCUCAUGAAUGCACUUUGUCAGAUCUCCUUCGUCGGAGCCGGCCUGACGUAUACGACUAUCUUCAGUGCAACACGGGGAAAUCUGGGCCUCAUGUGCUACUCCUGGGGACUUUUCAACUGCGGCUUCAUAAUUCCGCUCUCCGGACUUUCUCUACUGAAAUGGGCGUCCACCAGGAGCCGCGAAACGCUGUUCGCGAGCCCGCAAGUCUGGUCGCUACUCCUCAGUAUCUUCAUCUACCUGUCCGUCAUCGCGGUCGCAGCUGCGCUCUGUCUCCUGAACGUGUCCAUCAUCGUUCUGCAUUAUUCGUGGACGGCCGAUUCGACGCCGCAGUUCAAUGUCCAGCCUGUCCCCGCUGGAGCCUUCGCCCUUAUGUGCACGGCCAUCACCUGUGUACUGACGAUCUUCGCUUUCUUCCUGCAUUACUCGGUGAACGGGUGGCACAACCUCUUUGGUGCGCUGCUUGGACGCCAGAACGAGGAGGCGCGUAGCCAGCGUUUCCGUGAGUAUGUACCAGAGUAA